Molecule: messenger RNA, 848 nt
Organism: Saccostrea cuccullata (small rock oyster)
Lineage: Eukaryota; Metazoa; Mollusca; Bivalvia; Ostreida; Ostreidae
Product: kelch-like protein 15
Exons: 2
Coding region: 155-817 (220 amino acids)
Molecular function (GO): protein binding
Source: RefSeq, a predicted model, not a curated record
AGUAAGUAAUGCAUAUCGGCUGUAAUGGGGAAAACCACAUAAAUUGAACAAAAGAUUUCUUUAAAAUAGACGAUACCAGUAACCGUUACUACAUUGUGCAAAAAAGGUAUUCAAAUUAAGUGGUAUUUCUGAUUUGGUUCAUUUAACUGGAAUCAUGUUUGGGCAGAGGAAUGUCGACAAACAUAUGCAUGUACCAGUAUUCAAAGAAAAAACAAUCAAUCAGUUCCCUGAAGAACCGGGAAUAACGGACAUUGCUCUUGUGAUAGAAGGAAGAAAAAUGUACACUGCUAAAUCAGUUCUCUCCAUGGCAUCCCCUGUCUUUAGAGCAAUGUUUUCUUCAGAUUUCAAAGAAAAAAAUGAAAAGGAAAUUGAACUUCCUGGGAAAGUCUACGGAGAUUUCGAAAAAUUUCUGAUGUGUCUAUCCCCAAAUAAAUGUUUGGAUUUGGAUGGUGACGUAAUUGAGAAGAUACUUCCAUUAGCUAAGGAAUAUCAGGUUGAUUCCAUCAUCGGCAGAUGUGAAAUAUGGCUUCUUAAAGAUAUGGAUGUGAAAGAAGCCAGAGAAGAAUCAAUGAGAGAUGAGGUGACAUUUUUAUUAAAAUCAUUCUUUUUCGGUAGUGAAUACAAAAUGCCAAAAAUACGAGCACGGACCUUGCAACGCCUAGUGCCAUUUAAACUGUCGACAUACAAAAGUGUACAACCGUUUUAUAAAGAUCUUGCUGAAAAAGACAAAGUAGAUCUUCUGGAGGCUAGAAUGGUAGAAAUAGAUUCUUUAUCCGACGGUAAAACUUCUAUAAGUUGUUAUUCACAUUUUUGGUAACUCUUUUUUUUUUUUUUUUUUUAUGUAUUAU